GAGGCACCUCUAUAUAUUCUUUCUUGCAAAGGCACUGCCUUCCUUCCGCCAUUAAAGACACUCUUCUCAAUCUUUCAUACGUUCACCGGAUUCUCUACUCACAGAGUCACAGACAAGGCAGUAGUACCCACUACCCAGACAUAUUUCUUUGCAUUGUACUAUGUCAAACCUCGUAUGGUUACAACGUUAAGCAGAUACAUACAUUCAUCAUUGCUUUUGCUAGAGAGAGAGAGAGGGAGGGGAAAGAGUUGAAUUGUGGGAUAUGAGUCGUCUUGCGCCAUUAUCUGAAGUGCCCAAUGGGGACGAAGCGGAGGAGAUGUCUACCAACUGUUCGAAGAAAUCCCAGACCUGGAGAAACUGGCUCAGAACCCACUUGUCUCUGUUCUUUAUCCACAAGAAAUCUCACCUCAGAAUCCUUCUCAGCGUUCUUGCCUGCCCUCUCUUCCCUGUUUCUGUUCUCCCCAAGCUUCCCAUUUCUCAAGUUUCGUCAUCAGCGGAGUACAUAAUCCAACACUUUGCAGCAGCAACUGGCUGCCGGAAGCUGGAAGGAAUGCUAAAGAAUAUGUAUGUUUCAGGGAAAGUUGCAAUGAGUAUGGUGGACGAGCUUGACUCAACUAGUUCAAAUGUUACGGAGAAGGGUUGCUUUGUUAUGUGGCAAAUGGUUCCCGAUAAGUGGCUAAUUGAGCUAGCAGUGGGCGGUCAUAAAAUAGUAGCGGGCAGUGAUGGCAGUGUGGCUUGGCGUCACACGCCAUGGCUUGGUGCUCAUGCUGCUAAAGGUGGUGUCCGACCACUUAGGCGUGCUUUCCAGGGGCUUGAUCCAAUGGCUAUAUCUGCUGUCUUCUCAGGAGCAGAGUACAUAGGGGAAAAACACAUCAUGGGCACCGACUGUUUCGUGUUAAAGCUUUACGCCAAUCACGAAGACCUUGCAGAAAGGAGCGAUAACACAGCAGAGAUGAUAAAGCAUGUGAUGUUCGGUUACUUCAGCCAAAGAAGUGGCCUGCUGGUUUGCCUGGAGGAUUCAUACCUAACGAGGAUUCAGUACCCCGGGUCCUCCCCUACGUACUGGGAAACCACAAUGUGUACAAGAAUGGAGGAUUAUCGGGGCGUGGAGGGGGUGAUGAUCGCGCAUUCAGGCUACUCCAGUGUUAUCAUCACUAGAUUUGGAGACAACUUGAGGCUGGGACCUGCCGUCACAAGAAUGGAAGAAAGUUAUGUGAUAGAUGAUUUGGCGUUUAAUGUCCCCGGCCUCUCCUUCGACUGCUUCAUUCCUCCUGAACAUUUGCAGAAGGAUUAUCCAGAAGAGCAUAUUGAGUUUUGGAGAUCUCCUUGGCAUCAAUAACACAACAACUCAGAGCCAUGGUUGAGUGUUUCUAGUUGGUGGAUGGCCAGAGGCCAGGAGGACCAACAUCCUUUUUCACAACUGCUACACGAUAAAAUCUUUUUUUUUUUUUUUUUUUUGGAUUUUUUACUACUGACCAUAGACUAUGCAAGAUCAAGAUAAGUUUUUUUUUUUUU
Molecule: messenger RNA, 1515 nt
Organism: Ipomoea nil (Japanese morning glory)
Lineage: Eukaryota; Viridiplantae; Streptophyta; Magnoliopsida; Solanales; Convolvulaceae
Exons: 3
Coding region: 263-1339 (358 amino acids)
Source: RefSeq, a predicted model, not a curated record